This is a messenger RNA of Dromaius novaehollandiae (emu), 3367 nucleotides long. RefSeq names its product SRY-box transcription factor 13 (gene SOX13). Gene Ontology annotation, cellular component: nucleus. Gene Ontology annotation, molecular function: DNA-binding transcription factor activity, RNA polymerase II-specific; RNA polymerase II cis-regulatory region sequence-specific DNA binding. Gene Ontology annotation, biological process: regulation of transcription by RNA polymerase II; cell fate commitment. Bases 174 to 2006 code for a protein of 610 amino acids. NCBI's taxonomy places the organism in Eukaryota, Metazoa, Chordata, Aves, Casuariiformes, Dromaiidae. The transcript is spliced from 14 exons. The record is from RefSeq and is a predicted model, not a curated record.
CCUCCUCCUCGCCUCCUCCUUUUCGCUCCCGCUCUGCGCCCGGCGCCGGGGCAGCUCCCAGCGGAGGCGCCGGGGCCAUGGGGCGGACCUGAGCCGCGCACGGCGGCGGCGGAGCCGGCAGCGGCGGCGGCAGCGGCGGGGCCCCGGCGCGGCGCAGCGGCGCGGCGGAGCCGAUGUCCAUGAGGAGCCCCGUUUCUCCCCACCUGGACCUCGAUGGAGCCGGCAGCAUGGUGAACUGCACCAUCAAGACGGAGGAGAAGAAGGAGGGCUGCUACGAGUCCCCGCCGGGGGCUGCCCCGAGCGCCGAGCCCCGUGCCAACGACCUGCCGGGGCCGCCGCCGAGAGAGGGCACCGACCCCCAGGCCCUGCCGCAGGAGUCCUGCUCGCCCGCCAGCGAUGCGCAGGAGUCCAGGCGCUCCGCCUUCGAGCCUGCCGUCAGCAGCCAGGAGAAGCUGGACUUCAACAGAAACCUAAAAGAGGUUAUGCCAACCAUUGAGAAAUUACUGUCCAGCGACUGGAAAGAGCGGCUGCUGGGCCGAAACACCAUGGAGUCCAAAGAAGUGAAAGGAACCCAGGAGAGCCUGGCGGAAAAGGAGCUCCAGCUACUCGUUAUGAUCAACCAGCUGUCCACGCUCCGGGACCAGCUCCUGACGGCCCACUCGGAGCAGAAGAACAUGGCAGCGAUGCUCUUCGAGAAGCAACAGCAGCAGAUGGAGCUGGCACGGCAGCAGCAAGAGCAGAUCGCGAAGCAGCAACAGCAGCUCAUCCAGCAGCAGCACAAAAUCAACCUGCUGCAGCAGCAGAUCCAGCAGGUCAACAUGCCCUACGUUAUGAUUCCUGCCUUCACCCCCAGCCACCAGCCUCUUCCCGUGACUCCCGACUCCCAGUUAGCUCUGCCCAUCCAGCCCAUCCCUUGCAAGCCAGUGGAUUACCCCGUGCAGCUGCUGCACAGCCCCCCUCCUCCCACGCUGAAGAGGGCCAGCGGCUCAGGCCACCUCCAGAUGCAGGAAACCUCGCAGCCACUGAACCUGACAGCCAAACCCAAAAGCUCCGACCUCCCCAGUGCCUCCAGUUCACCCAGCUUGAAGAUGAACAGCUGCCAGUCCCUCACUCCUAGUCACGGGGCCGCGAGGGACCUGCAGACGAGCCCUUCCAACCUGCCUUUGGGGUUCCUGGGCGAAGGCGACGCUAUCACCAAAGCAAUCCAGGAUGCACGGCAGCUGCUGCACAGCCACACCGGGGCCAUGGAGGGGUCACUGAGUAACCCCUACCGAAAGGACCACAUUGGGAUCGAUUCUUCCCCAGGAAAAGAGCGGAUGGAGGAGACCCCUGCCCAUAGGCUGGAUGAGGCCUUGUUAAGCUGUGAGAUGGAUGGCUCACGGCACUUCCCUGAGUCCCGAAACAACAACCACAUAAAGCGGCCCAUGAAUGCUUUCAUGGUGUGGGCAAAGGACGAAAGACGGAAGAUUUUGCAGGCCUUCCCAGACAUGCACAACUCCAGCAUCAGCAAGAUCCUAGGCUCCCGGUGGAAGUCCAUGACGAACCAGGAGAAGCAGCCCUACUACGAGGAGCAAGCCCGGCUGAGCCGGCAGCACCUGGAGAAAUACCCCGACUACAAGUACAAGCCCCGGCCCAAGCGCACCUGCAUCGUGGAGGGGAAGCGGCUCCGCGUGGGCGAGUACAAGGCGCUGAUGCGGAACCGGCGGCAGGACGCCAGGCAGGGCUACCUGAUCGGGCCCCCGGGCAGCCAGCUGCCCGCCGCCGCCUCGGAGGUGCUGUACCCGCGGCCGGUGGGCGUGCAGCUCACGCCGCCCCUCGUGGAGCACUACCUGCCCCGCGCCAUGGACCCCAACAUGCCCGUCAUCGUCAACACGCGCAGCCUCAAGGAGGGGGACGGCGGCGACGGGCACUCGGUGGCGGACGGCGAGGCGUACCGCUCCAGCGAGGAGGAGGACUCGGAGGGCGAGGACAAGAGCGACGGCGAGCUGGUGGUGCUCACGGACUGAGGGCGCCGGGCCGCGGCGGCAGGGCUGAGCCGGCAGCGGAGGGAGCGUCGCAGCCCCGGCGCGGCCGCCGGCCCACGUGUGCACGGGCACGCUCGCUCCCGCGGCACUGGGGCAGAGCUGGGUGCAGCCCGGGGCGCUGCGGGGGAGCUGGGGAGCGCCCCGGCUCGUGCACGCCUUUUGCAUCGGGAAAGGCGCGGGGAAGCGAUGCACGCUGGCAUCAGUCCCGUUCCCCGCGGGAACCUGGCAGCAGGGAUGCACCGAGGCAGUCGUGGCUGCUGGCCAAGGCAGGUUGUGCUGCAAGGGCUCAGCCUGGAGAGCCCCAGCACCCGCGGGCCCUCGCGGAGAGCCGGGAGCCUCGCCGCCCUCUCUGGCCCCGCACCCCGCUGCUUCUCCCACUCGUUCUGCAGAGCCUGCCAGCAAAUCCCCAUGGAGCCAAUUUUAGCUCUCGACUAGCCUGAGCACGAGCCAAGGGCUCCUCGGAGGCCUUCACGCUUCUGACAGCUCCGGCCACUUUGUAAAUAAAGCGGGUGUCUGGCUCCCCCCGCGCCAUUCCCUGCCCGGGCGCAAGCCUCCGGCGAGACGGGCGCGUGGCCGCAUCCAUCCCCGGGCAUCUCUCCCGCUCGCGCCCCAGCUCCGCAAGCCGCAGGCUCCACCCGUGACCUGCAUUGCAAAAACCACAGAGGAAGAGAAAAAUAGCAGCAAUUAAAAAAAAAAAGAAGAAGAAGAAGAAGAAAAAAAUGGAAAUCAUGAAAAAACAGCCACUACCUGGCUCCGCGCAGAGCCCGGCGCUGCAGGCGCGGGAGCGCGGCUGUGCAGCGGGCGGCUGUGCAGCAUCGCGGAGUCCGUGCACCGCCUUGUGGCACCAGCCAGACAGGCACGGCCGCGUGUUUGGGGUGUUGCAGCUGAGCCGCACGCUCAGACGGUGCAAACCGGGGGUAAAAGAGGGAAAAAAAGCAAAGCCCCCGGUUGGAGGGGAAAGGACAAACCCAGGCUGUGCCCCGCCGGCCGAGGGAGCGCGCUGCCUCCUCGCCCACCCGCCGACGGGCUCGUCGCUCUCCCGCUCCGUCAGUGCUUUAUUUAUUCCCCUCCCGUGCUGCUCCCGGUGCCGGCCGCGGUCCCAGGGGAGGGAUGCGGGACCGGGGGUGCCCGGGCACGGGACGAGCUGCGCUGCCACGGGGGCCAGACGCAGCUAACCCGCAACUCUUUUUUUUUUUUUUUUUUUUUUUAAGACUGUAAAUAUAGAUAGAGCUUUAUUUUGUUAAUAAGACGACGAGUAACUUAACCUGUAUAUUUCACAUACUUGUUUACAAUCGUCUCCCCUCCCGCCCCCUCGGCACAAUAAAGUGACUUUUUGGAGCAGA